Messenger RNA from Biomphalaria glabrata, 1648 nucleotides. RefSeq lists its product as uncharacterized. Gene Ontology annotation, molecular function: zinc ion binding; nucleic acid binding. The record is from RefSeq and is a predicted model, not a curated record. The coding region runs from base 1 to 1278 and encodes 425 amino acids. The transcript is spliced from 2 exons. Lineage: Eukaryota; Metazoa; Mollusca; Gastropoda; Planorbidae.
AUGGAGACUAGGUUUUCUAUAAAUUCACAAUUUAUAGCGGAUGGGCAGGCGUUGGGUUUUACAGGAGCUGACUUGCAGAACUAUGUGAAAGAACAGAAGGAGGAAUAUGUCAAGGCAGAACAAGCAAGAUUGGAUAGGGAGGAACGGCUCAAGAAGGAACAAAGGGCGGAGGAGGAACACAUAAAGAAGGAGGAGCAUGAACGAUGGAAAGAAAGGGAAGUAGUGGAAGCUAAAAAGAGGCAGGAAGAAUUGGAAUUGGCUAGACUUCAGGAGAAAAUUGUGGAGAAGGAGUUGCAGAAAGAAAGUAAAUCUGAAAACAAAGAAGGAGAACCUAAGAUCCAGGAUAAACAUAGACAUAUAAUUGAUAAGUUGGACAAGAGUUUUCAGAAUAUGAAGGAAGAUGAGGAUUUGAUUGGUUUCUUGACUCUAUUUGAGGCGGUGGCAACAAGAUGUUGUAUUGAUAAGAAAAGUUGGGCUAUGUUGUUAUCGUACAAAUUGACGUCGAAACUCAAGAAUUUUAUGCUGCAAGAUGAUCUGUUUAAGAAGGAAAAUUAUGAUGAAGUAAAGGUUAUGCUAAUGAGACAGGCUGAUAUAAAUGGAGAAACGUGUAGGAAGAAAUUUCACCAAAUUAGACCUAAAGAAAAUGAUUUCAGGGGAUAUGUAGCCGAUUUGAAAAGGGCACUAGACAAUUGGAUGAAGAUGGCGGAGGUAAAGGAGACCAUAGAAGGCAUGAAAAAUAUGAUUGUGACAGACAGAUUAUUAGAGAGUGUUUCAGGAGAAGUGUAUCGUCAACUUAUAUUAAAUAAAAGUGAUAAUGUAGAAGACAUGCUACAAGUAAUUGAAAGUUUUAAGACUGCAAGUUCAACAAAAUCAUUAUGUAAAGAGGAAAAUGUGUAUGUAAUGGGAGCUGCUGAAGCCACAAGUCAGAAUUAUGCUAGUGACAGGAAAGUCAUAACUUGUUUUAGGUGCGGAAAAGUAGGUCACAGGUCAACGGAAUGUUAUGUGGGUGGAGCCGGAGUGAAACCAAAGCAGGUGACAUAUAAUAAGGAUGGACCAAGACAUGUGUCAGGCACAAGGAAUGUGUCAUAUGGAACUUACAGGAGGCAAUUCAAUACUAGAGGAAGGAGAAUGGAUGGAGGGAAUUGGAGAGGAGCUUACAAUGAUGUGAACCAUGGUGGAGGAAAUAACAGAAGGAAUUAUUCAGGUGUUGAUUAUACUAAGGAGAAAAACACAGACAAGUCAAAGAAAGUGCAAAACACAGACAGAUGCAUCAGAUAAAGGCAUUUCAGGUAUACUUAGUCAGAUGAGAGAUGGUGUGUUACAUCCAGUGAAGUUUGUCAGUCGCAAGUUGUUGCCACGUGAACAGAAAUACUCUAUCCUUGAGCGGGAAGGACUGGCCAUUGUAUGGUCGAUCAAAAAGCUAGAUCGUUAUUUGGCAGGAGUGAAGUUUCAUCUCCAGACUGAUAACAAGGCCUUGUCAUUCAUAACUAAUAGUAAUUAUUGUAACAAAAGAAUAACUAGAUGGUGUUUAGCACUUCAGGAUUAUUGUUUUGAUUCUGUCCAUUUGAAGGGAGAAUUAAAUGUUUUUGCUGAUGUAUGCUCAAGACUUGUAUAAUUUUUUUGAUUCAUUUGAACAAUCAUGUACUUA